AUGCUUUCCAGCUACACCACGAACCUCGCCAACAGCAGCAGCAGCACCAGCACCAGCGAAGCUCCCUCGCGCCAGCCAACACCCCUCACUCCGCCACGGAAUGCCUCGCCGCUCACGCGCCAGCCAACCCACAACCGAGGCGCCAGCGUCCCGAACUACUCGCCGAAUCCUAACGUGUCGCCGACUGCUGCCGCACGGCCAACUCCAUCACCGUACAACUCCGCGCAUCGCAAUUCCGUGAUCGCCGGCACCACUUCGCUGAAGAAGGAUGAUAUCACACACCUACGCAACAGCAGCGUGUCGCAUUUCCGCACGCUGUCCCGGCUGACGAAUGAAGGGAAUGCUGAGGAGUUCGGCAUCGUGGCGGGCGCCAGCGAGAAUGUCGCCGGAAUGCAUGGACGCAAGCGGUUGCAGCGCGCGCAGACAGAUAACAUGACCAGCUGGGAGAGGAUGACGUGGAUGGAUAAGCGGAGGCAGUACAUUCAGGCAUACGAAUACCUGUGUCAUAUCGGAGAAGCAAAAGAAUGGAUGGAAGAUUGCAUCGGCGAGCCCAUUCCGCCCAUCGUGGAGUUGGAAGAGGCACUACGAAAUGGCGUCGCACUUGCAAAGUUGACGCGAAUAUUCUCGCCCGAGCUUGUACCACGAAUAUUCGAGCACCCGAAAUUACAGUUCAGGCAUUCGGACAAUAUAGAUCGGUUCUUCCGGUUCUUGCGCAAAGUCGAGCUACCAGAUAUAUUCUUCUUCGAGACUACCGAUCUGUACAACAAAAAGAACAUUCCCAAAGUGAUUUACUGCAUCCACGCCCUCUCGUUCCUCCUCUUCCGACUGGGCCUCGCGAGCCACGCGGUCGGCAACCUCGUCGGAAAGCUCGAGUUCACCGAGACGGAAAUCCAGAACACACAAAAAGGCCUGGACACGGCCGGCGUCAGCUUACCGGCCUUCCGGGGCGUCAACAAGCAUUUCGAGGUUGAGCCCGAGCCGGAGCCGGAGGAGACCGAAGAGGAGCGGAUAACGCGGGAGCUUCGCGAAGCGCGGCACGAAACGUUCGAGCUACAAUGCCUAUGUCGCGGCGCGGCGGUGCGGCUGCGGUUGGGAGAUAUGAUGGACCGGCUGUGGGAUGCCGAAGAGGAGAUUUUGGAUCUGCAGGCGAGAGUUCGCGGGAUGUUUUGUCGACUGUCGUUUCAAUACCGCGCGGAUAUGUCGAGGUGGGCGACGAAUCUUCAGGCCAUUUCGAGAGGGUAUCUGGCCCGUCAGCGACAUAUUCAGCAGCUUCGGUAUUGUGAUAAGAACCAGAAGAUCUUUGCGAGGUUGCAGGCUAGGAUUCGCGCCAACAAGGUGCGCGAGCAGGUGAAGGAGCAACGGACGCAACUGGAGAAACAGCAGAAGGGAGUGGCAGUGGUGCAGUCGGUAAUUCGCGGGCUCCUUGUUAGGCGGCGGCUCGGCGAGCAGGUCGCAGAUGCACUCGAGAGUGAGGAUCACGUGGUCGGACUCCAAGCGCUGGCAAAAGGAAUUCUGGCGAGACGGAGGUUCGCGGGUCUCAUGGGGGAAUUGCGGGACCAGGAGGAGAUCUUCACGCGCUUGCAAAGUGCUGUCCGGGGAAGGCUGGUCCGGAGCCGGAUUCACCAGGAUACCACCGCCUUGGAGCAGGCACAGGAGGAGUUUGCGGAUUUGGCGGCUGCGGCGAGGGGUGUGCUUGUGCGGCGUGAGGUGCAACGGACCAAAGAGGCGCUGGCGGAACAGGCGGAGGUUAUCACAUCACGACAAGCUGCUGCGAGGGGUGUGUUGGUACGGCGUCAGAUGCAACAGACCAAGGAGGCUCUGGAGGAACAGGCUGAGGACGACAUUGUCGAUAUCCAAGCAUGUGCUCAAGGUUUUCUCGUCCGGAGCGCCUACCACCAAACUCUGGAACAGCUUGACGCCACCGUCGGCGGUGUCACUGCGCUUCAGGCUCGCUGCCGUGGUGCGCUGGUUCGUUGGGAAGUCCUGGACACCAAUGCUGCGCUGGAAGACGAGGAAGAGAGCAUCGUCGGACUCCAGGCACAUGCACGCGGUUUCUUGCAUCGGCUCGCACGGGAAGACUUCUUGGCGGAGUUGGAAAGUCAUGUUGCCGAUAUCGUUGACGUUCAGGCUGCCGCGCGCGGUGUGCUGAUUCGGUGGAGACUCGACGAUAUCUUCCAGACAAAGCUCAAGCACUACCGCGAUAACAUGGACAAGGUCAUCAAGCUGCAGAGCUUCGUAAGGGCGAAGCAGCAGGGAGAGGCCUACAAGUCGCUGAUGGGCGGCAAGAAUCCUCCGGUCGGAACCGUCAAAAACUUUGUGCACCUCCUGAACGAUAGCGACUUUGAUUUCGACGAGGAGAUUGAGUUCGAAGGCUUGCGCAAGAAGGUGGUGCAGCAUGUCCGGGCGAAUGAAUUGGCCGAGGCGUACGUCGACCAGCUCGAUGUCAAGAUCGCGCUGUUGGUCAAGAACAAGAUCACCCUGGACGAGGUCAUCAAGCAUCAGAAACGGUUCACCGGACAUGUCGGCAACCUCCUCAGCAACACCGACAUUGCAAGCUCGGAUCCGUUCGACCUCAAGGCGCUCAACAACAACUCGAGGAAGCGGUUGGAGAAGUAUCAACAGAUGUUCUACGCGCUGCAGACUCAGCCACAGUACCUGUCGAGGUUGUUUAAGCGGAUAAGGGAGCAGAAUACCGCCGACAAGGAACUGAAGAGGAUCGAGAACCUGGUCAUGGGCAUCUUUGGAUACUCGCAGAAGCGGCGCGAGGAGUUCUACCUUCUCAAGCUGAUCGUGCGCAGUGUCAAGGAGGAGAUUGACAAGUGUGAGCGACCCGAGGACUUCCUACGGGCCAAUUUCUUCUGGAUCAAGCUGGUGGGAAGUUACAUCCGCUCGCCGAGAGAUCGCAAGUUCUUGCACGAGCUCCUGGGCCCGCUGGUCCGCGAGGAGUUCAUCGACAACGAGGAACUCGAUCUCGAGAGCGACCCGCUGCAGAUCUACCGCGCGUCGAUCAACAACGAGGAGCUCCAAACGGGAAUGCGCAGCGAGCGCAAUCCAGAUGUCGGACGCGAUCAGGCGAUCAGAGAUCCGGAGACAAGAGAGACGUUCAUCGCACAUCUACAGGCCCUUCGGACGCUAUCGGAGGACUUUAUGAACGUUCUCGACAACAAUGUCGAACGCAUGCCGUACGGCAUCCGGUACAUCGCGCGCAAGGCUAUCGAGGCACUGCUGGAGCGCUUCCCCGAAGAGAAUGAGGAUGUCAUUGUUCAGGUCGUCGAGCACUUUGUCUUCCAGAAGUACUUCAAUCCGGCGAUCAUUGGACCCGACGCUUUCGGCAUUGUCAACAAGACCUUGACGCCCAUACAGAAGAAGAACCUGGGCGCGCUCUCCAAGCUGCUGAAUCAGGUCAGUUCCGGACGCCUGUUCGCCAACGAGAACAUGUUCCUGCAGCCGCUCAACGAGUACGUCUCGAUCGCGAUCGGCCAGUUCAAGGAAGUGUUCAAGGCGAUCGUCGACGUCCCCACGGUCGAGGCCAGGUUCGAAAUGGACGAGUUCGAGGACUUGACCAGCAAGCAGAAGCCGACGCUGUACAUGAAGAUGUCGGAUAUCUUUGCGAUCCAUCGCUUAGUCGCGCAGGAGAUCGAUGCCAUCGCCGAGACACGUGAGGACCCCCUGCGCGAGAUCAUCAAUGAGCUCGGCAGCGUGCAGACUUCGGAAAGCGAGUUGAAAACGGUGGGGAACACGGAGAUCUCGCUGCAGUUGGAUCCCAGUUUCCACGUCGUCGACGAUCCGGAGUCCGAGAUUAAGGCGCUGUUCGUCGAGACUAAGCGCUGCAUCCUCUACAUCAUCCGCAUACAGACCGGCACGAACUUGAUGGAGAUCUUGGUUAAGCCGAUUACCGCGGAGGAUGAGGAACGGUGGGAUAGUCUGGUUGCCGAGGAGCUGCAGAAUUCGGGCGGGAAGAAGAGGGGUGCUUAUGCGGAUCACACCAUGCUGACUGAUAUCAACUCGAUGUCGUAUGCUCAGUUGAAGCGCACCGCGCUCGAGAACAUCAUCAACCUCGAGCGCUUCGGCAAGAUCACGCGCAAGAACCAGUACCAAGACAUCCUGAACCAGAUCGCGAUCGACAUCCGCACCAAGCACCGACGGCGCGUGCAGCGGUCGCGCGAGAUGGAGGGCAUCCACCAGACCCUCGCGCACCUGCAGGAGAAGGCGGUGUACCUCGACCAGCAACUCAAGAGUUACAACGACUACAUCGAGCAGGCCAUGGUAACGCUGCAAACGAAGAAGGGCAAGAAGAAGACCAUCCUGCCGUUCACAAGGCAGUACUUCCACAUGCGCGAGCUCGAGCGCUCCGGAAGAGUGCCCAAGUUUGGCAGCUACAAAUACUCGGCCCGCGCGCUCGCUGAUAAGGGCGUCCUCGUCAAACUCGACGGUUACCCGGAAAAGCGCUGGGAUAAGAUCAACUUCACGAUCGCAAGCGACGAGAUCGGUUCCUUCUUUGUCGAGGCUAGUAAUGGCAGCAUGAUGAUCCCGGGCGCGUCCGCGCAGGUGCUGCUCGAUGAUUUGUUGCAGAUGCAAUUUCACAACAACCAGUUCAUGAUGCUGUGCGAGGGCAUGAUCAAGUUCAACGUCAACUUGUUCCUGCACCUACUGUUUCGAAAGUUCUACCGGGACGAGUAG
Messenger RNA from Tricharina praecox, 4680 nucleotides. RefSeq lists its product as uncharacterized. Gene Ontology annotation, molecular function: GTPase activator activity; protein binding. The record is from RefSeq and is a predicted model, not a curated record. NCBI's taxonomy places the organism in Eukaryota, Fungi, Ascomycota, Pezizomycetes, Pezizales, Pyronemataceae. Bases 1 to 4680 code for a protein of 1559 amino acids. The transcript has 7 exons. Gene Ontology annotation, cellular component: cytoplasm. Gene Ontology annotation, biological process: regulation of actin cytoskeleton organization; regulation of GTPase activity.